This is a messenger RNA of Schistocerca nitens (vagrant locust), 2631 nucleotides long. RefSeq names its product glycine receptor subunit alpha-3-like. Gene Ontology annotation, cellular component: synapse; membrane; neuron projection. The record is from RefSeq and is a predicted model, not a curated record. Gene Ontology annotation, biological process: nervous system process; regulation of membrane potential; chemical synaptic transmission. Gene Ontology annotation, molecular function: neurotransmitter receptor activity; chloride channel activity; transmembrane signaling receptor activity. Lineage: Eukaryota; Metazoa; Arthropoda; Insecta; Orthoptera; Acrididae. The transcript has 11 exons. Bases 160 to 1449 code for a protein of 429 amino acids.
CCGGUGGAGCACGGGGCUGCCUACAUCCAGGCCACAGGCAGGCGCCACAUCGCCGCUACCCGGCAUACGCCGCCGGCCUCAUCACAGGCAAGCUGUUGCACAGCUGCAGCCUCGCGGUGAUUUCAUUUCUUACUGUUUCUCGGGGACCCUUUACCGACUAUGAAGCGUCCGUACUUACCACUGCAAUUGCUGGUGGCAACCACGACUGUUUUCGGCCCUUCUGUAUUGUGCGCAAAAAUGGACCAACUUCAGAUCCUGGAUGGACUUCUUACGAGUGCCUAUGACCGUCGCGCCACGCCCACCAACCACCUAAACAACGCGACAACGGUGCACUGUGAGCUAUAUAUUCGCAGCUUUGGAUCCAUCAGUCCCGUUACUAUGGACUACGAGGUAGACCUGUACCUGCGGCAGAAGUGGCAAGACUCGCGACUGCGGCACUCCAACAUCACGGAGCCCCUCGAUCUUAAUGACCCCAACCUGGUGAAGGCGAUCUGGAAGCCAGAGGUGUACUUCCCAAAUGCCAAACAUGCAGAAUUCCAGUUCGUGACGGUACCCAACGUACUGGUACGCAUUCAUCCAGACGGCGAAAUCCUUUACAUGCUAAGACUGAAGUUAACGUUUUCCUGUAUGAUGGAUCUCUCAAAGUUUCCACUAGACAGCCAAGUGUGCACGAUGGAGGUUGCUAGCUUUUCCAAAACCAUAGAGGAGCUGAGCCUUGAAUGGAAGACCUUAAAUCCAGUAAUCAUGGGGAAAGGAUUACGUAUGCCACAGUUCGAGAUUGUCAAGAUUGCAGCGUCUGAUUGUCAGGAAUCCUUUCAAAUAGGCAACUACAGCUGCCUGGUGGCGGAGUUCCACCUGUCGCGGUCGGUGGGCUACCACCUGGUGCAGAGCUACCUGCCCACCAUGCUCAUCGUCGUCAUCUCGUGGGUCUCCUUCUGGAUGGACGUCGACUCCGUUCCGGGCCGCACCACGCUUGGCGUCACGACGCUGCUCGCUGUCUCCUCGCAGUCCUCGGGCAUCCAGAGCGGGCUGCCGCAGGUCAGCUACGUGAAGGCCAUCGACGUCUGGAUGGGCACCUGCACCGCGUUCGUGUUCUGCGCGCUGCUGGAGUUCACGAUCGUGAACUACAUGUGGCGCAAGUCGUCAGACCCGCUGCUGGCGGCCGUCGGGAUGUCUGCGGACGCCGUGACGACCAAUGGCAAGGCGGCCGCCGCUGGGGCUGCGACGACGGCUGCCCCGCCCCCCGAGGCAGCCGCCGGCGCUGGCACCGACGCCGCUGUCGUGAGGACGCCCACGCAGGCCGCGAAGGGUGGCUGCCCGCCGGCGAUCGCCGCCUUCCCGCGACACAAGCUGCGGGCCCGUCGCAUCGACGAAAUGUCGCGUCUCUGCUUCCCACUGGCCUUCGCCUGCUUCAACCUGCUGUACUGGGCCUACUACCUAGUGUGGUGAGCAUCCUGCUCUACUGGGCUUACCAUCUCAUCCGGUGAGCCGCCUGCUGCACUGGCCUAUUACCUAGUCUGGUGAGCAACGUGCUCUACUGGGCCGAUUACGUGGUCGGGUGAGCAGCCUGCCCUACUGAAUUACUUGACCUGGUAAGUGUGACGGCUGCAGGCCUCCGACAACCACGAGAGAUUACCGUGAGGCAGUCCAGAGGGACACCAAGAUCUUACUCUUUCAUCGUGUGAAAAGAACGAGAACAUGGAUCGUUUUACAGUUAUUACUGUGUUACACAAGAACUUUGUUUGAGUUGAAUCUCAUUCAUGAGAAUGAACUAUAAAUCUCAAUAACAGCCGCAGAAUUUUGUUUUGCAAUGUGGAACUUGAUAUACCCCUUGUGUAGCGUCCAUAGAGUUGAUAAAAUAGUGACAUCUCCAUGACUUUUAAGAAUGUGACAAAGAGAAACUUGAAAUGUUGUUGCUCCAUGUAACUCCGAUAAAUGAUAAGAAAUCACUACUCUUCCUAUAGGAACAAGUAGGAGCUUGGCUUAGAUGCAGUCAUUUCAGAGUAAAUUUUUCAUUCCUCAGCAGAGCGUAAGUGGUCAUGAAACUUACUGAGACCCAAACAAUACGAUAAAUCGGAAGUCGAGCAAUAGCCCAUAUUUUUCCCGGGAAACAUUUGUUGAGAUUGAAAUGUACGAGAACCAUACUGUCGUAUGGGAUGUUUCCGUUCUGUCAUGAAUUAUGCCUUGACAGCUCAGUUUUUCAGACCGGUAUUCAAAGCUAACGACCACUUUCCUAGUUCGGCAUGGUAUGCUUCAGAGGUCACAUGUCUCUGAGGUGCCUACUGCCUGUCACAUCAAAAGAGAAAUACCAUACGUCGAAACACUGUACCAAUGAAUCUGUGCGACGAAACUUGACCAACUUUCGAAUAACUGUACCUGUAUAAAGUAAAUAUUUAACUAAGAAAUUUAAUAGAAUACCUAAUGUAGGUCAUUAUCAGUCAGUUCGUUUCUUCCACAUCAACGUUACCGCAGUGUUCAGUGCAAAUGUUUGGACAUUGCGAAGAUUUUAUUUUAAUUUCAUGCAAUAAAAAACUGAACGAGUGUGUGUUAACACAUUCAAGACACUUAAAUAAAUGUAAAGUUUAUCUCAGUAACUGUCAUGAUAUCCUAAUUUUCUACUCUUCCCAUUCA